AUGCGUGAUGUGGAGUUUGAACAUCUGUUGACGAAAUUGCGUUUGCUUCGCUCCCAUUUCACCAAGGAACAGCUGCAAACCCCAUUAUUGCAUUUUUUUAAACACAACUAUCAAAACCUGUCUAUUGUAACAAAUGGAGAAAAUGGAAUGAGGGAAGUCCAAUGGCUUGAAAAAGACGGAAAUGUGUCCAUCAAUGAUGGAAUAGAUUUAUAUGGGACUUUUUUCGUCGAUUGUCCAUGGCUUAUUCUGGUUUCAGAGGAGCCAUAUAAUUCUCUGAUGCUAGGGAAGCAAGAUACUCUCCAAACUCUUGGGGUUAAUAGCCAAGGGCUGUCCAUUGGGAUGACACCCAAAACGGUAAGGUUCCCAAAGCCUGGGGAGAUGCUCGUAUCUGUCCAUGGCUCGCCUCUUGGUGUUUACAGGGAAGACAACAUGGAAGCAAUACAUGGUAUGAAUUCCUUUUUCUAA
Pyrus x bretschneideri (Chinese white pear) is the source of this 465-nucleotide messenger RNA. RefSeq lists its product as uncharacterized. NCBI's taxonomy places the organism in Eukaryota, Viridiplantae, Streptophyta, Magnoliopsida, Rosales, Rosaceae. The record is from RefSeq and is a predicted model, not a curated record.